AUGCUUUCACGCAGCGUACUUUCACGUGUCGCUAGAUCAUCUGCGGCUGCCUCUAUCCGUAGAUCAAACCUCGCUGCCUUCUCCACGGCUCGCCUUCAACCAGCUGUCACCAAGCCAGCUUUAGGCAAAUUACAAGCUAAGGCUACCCGCAACUACGCCACUGAAGUUAAGCAAGUUGGUAACAUCAAGCAGGUUAUUGGUGCCGUCGUCGAUGUCCAAUUCGACACCGAAGACCUCCCAGCCAUCUUCAACGCCCUUGAAGUCCAACACAACGGCCCAAAGGUUGUUCUUGAGGUUGCCCAGCACCUCGGUGAGAACACGGUCCGUGCCAUUUCUAUGGAGGGUACCGACGGUCUCGUUAGAGGCACAAAGGUAUCUGACACCGGUGCUCCUAUCUCCAUCCCAGUCGGUCCAAAGACUCUCGGCCGUAUCAUUAACGUUUCCGGUGACCCAAUCGAUGAGCAAGGUCCUGUUGACGGUGUCAAGAAGUCCCCAAUCCACGCUGAGCCACCAGCUUUCGUUGAACAAUCCACCGAAGCUGAGGUUCUUGAAACUGGUAUCAAGGUCGUCGACCUUCUCGCACCUUACGCACGUGGUGGUAAGAUUGGUCUUUUCGGUGGUGCCGGUGUCGGUAAAACCGUCUUGAUUCAAGAACUUAUCAACAACGUCGCAAAGGCUCACGGUGGUUACUCCGUUUUCUGUGGUGUUGGUGAGCGUACUCGUGAGGGUAACGAUCUUUACCACGAAAUGAUUGAAACUGGUGUCAUUAACCUUCAAGGUGACUCUAAGGUCGCUCUUGUUUUCGGUCAGAUGAACGAGCCACCAGGUGCUCGUGCUCGUGUUGCCCUCACCGGUCUCACCAUCGCCGAAUACUUCCGUGACGAUGAAGGUCAAGAUGUCUUGCUCUUCAUUGACAACAUUUUCCGUUUCACUCAAGCUGGUUCUGAAGUUUCUGCCCUUCUCGGUCGUAUCCCAUCUGCUGUCGGUUACCAACCAACUCUCUCCACUGAUAUGGGUAGUAUGCAAGAGCGUAUCACAACCACCAAGAAGGGUUCUAUCACAUCUGUCCAAGCUGUCUAUGUCCCAGCUGAUGAUUUGACUGAUCCUGCUCCAGCCACCACCUUUGCUCACUUGGAUGCCACAACUGUCUUGUCACGUGGUAUCGCUGAGUUAGGUAUUUACCCUGCUGUUGACCCACUUGACUCAAAGUCACGUAUGCUUGACCCACGUAUCAUCGGUCAAGAGCACUACGACAUUGCAACCCAAGUUCAACGUAUCCUUCAAGACUACAAAUCUCUUCAAGAUAUCAUCGCCAUUCUCGGUAUGGAUGAACUUUCUGAAGAGGAUAAGAUGACUGUUGAACGUGCUCGUAAGAUUCAACGUUUCAUGUCUCAACCAUUCUCUGUUGCUCAAGUUUUCACCGGUUUCGAAGGAAAACUUGUCUCACUUGCAGACACUGUACGCUCAUUCAAGGAAAUCCUUUCAGGAAAGUAUGAUCACCUCGUUGAGUCAUCCUUCUACAUGGUUGGUACCAUCGAAGAAGCACAAGCAAAGGGUGAAGCCAUUGCUCGUGAAUCAGGUGGUCAAUAG
This is a messenger RNA of Wallemia ichthyophaga EXF-994, 1590 nucleotides long. RefSeq lists its product as uncharacterized. Bases 1 to 1590 code for a protein of 529 amino acids. Gene Ontology annotation, biological process: proton transmembrane transport; proton motive force-driven mitochondrial ATP synthesis. The transcript is spliced from 2 exons. Gene Ontology annotation, molecular function: ATP binding; ATP hydrolysis activity; proton-transporting ATP synthase activity, rotational mechanism. The record is from RefSeq and is a predicted model, not a curated record. NCBI's taxonomy places the organism in Eukaryota, Fungi, Basidiomycota, Wallemiomycetes, Wallemiales, Wallemiaceae.